This is a messenger RNA of Macrobrachium nipponense, 4317 nucleotides long. RefSeq names its product ionotropic receptor 25a-like (gene Ir8a). NCBI's taxonomy places the organism in Eukaryota, Metazoa, Arthropoda, Malacostraca, Decapoda, Palaemonidae. Gene Ontology annotation, biological process: synaptic transmission, glutamatergic; modulation of chemical synaptic transmission; monoatomic ion transport. Gene Ontology annotation, cellular component: postsynaptic density membrane; plasma membrane. The transcript has 18 exons. Gene Ontology annotation, molecular function: transmitter-gated monoatomic ion channel activity involved in regulation of postsynaptic membrane potential; glutamate receptor activity. The record is from RefSeq and is a predicted model, not a curated record. The coding region runs from base 521 to 3043 and encodes 840 amino acids.
CUCAAUGUUUUGAAUGUCAAAUGCCUGUCGAUGAAUUGACAGCUUGGCGAGCGAGACACUUUUAAUUUAUCACAAUUUUGAUUUUUUUUUAACUGGAGGAAAGGAUUACGGUACAAACUGUAUUGUUUGUCCUAAAGUAAACUUAGAGAUGUGUUUUCUGACAAAAUAUUUUAAUAGUGAAGAAACUACCUGUUUCAUGAUUAAUGUGAGUGUUGAUCGGGGUUAUCCUAGGUAGCUAGGCUAGCUAGUUGGUUGCAUAUGUGAAUCCUACACACUAUCCUGGGUAUGUUUUACGAAGUCGUCUAAGCGAAGCUUACCCUACCUACUCAAGGCAGCAUUGGAGUGAUGUGGCAGUUUCGUCAUCCGUCUCAUUAAGUUACGACGACUGUCUGCUGUAAGUCGGCGCUGUGAAUACUUCUCAAGAUUGUUCGGCGACGCAGGACCGAUUGUUCAUUGGAAACCGAAGGAGAGACGGAGAUCACCUGCUUUUUAACGUAAUCUCAACUGCAGCAAAAGCGAAAUGGAUUGCACCAAGCACUUCACUCUCUUUCAUUCAGUAUCUCUGUUGUUACUCCUUGCUCCUGCUGUGUUGGCCCAGAUAAAUAUAGUGACCGUCAUAGAUGCCUCACUGAAGGAAGGAGCAGGCUGGGUGCAGCAGUCUGUGUCCGAUGCCCAAAAGAAAACGGGCCUCAGCCUGAAACAGUCUCUCGUCUCACUCUCCCUCGAGGAUGAGGAGACCAGCGAAGGCCAGUUCUGUUCCGCCCUCUACAACGGGGCGGCCGUGGUGCUGGACUUAGCCGCUGGAGGCUGGAUGUUCGGGCGGGAUCACGCGGCCGCCCACGGCGUUCCUUACGUGAGGGUCCAGAUCUCCAACUACCAGUGGAUGUCGGCCGUCGACGCCUUCCUUCAGAGUCGCAAUGCCACCGAUGCGGCGCUCAUCUUCGGCUCUGAAGAUCAGUUGGACCAAGCCCUGUAUUACCUGGUGGAGGGGUCCGUCAUCCGCGUGAUCGUCCUUCAUGGCAUUGAAACCAACAGCACAGACACCCUAAAGAAAAUGCGACCCGCUCCCUCCUAUUACGUCAUCAUCGGCUCAACCAGCGAGCUCAAUAUGCUCUUCAGCAAAGCUGUGAAAAACCAGUUGGUCUCCAGAGAUUCCAGAUGGACUUUGGUAGCUACUGAUGUCAAACCAGGAGUGUUGGACCUGAGUAUGGUGACCGGUACAACGGCCGUUACGUUAAUUGCACCCACAGAAAAAGUGUGCUGUACCGUCCGCGAUGUACCUCUAGAUUGCGCCUGUGCCACUUUAAAUAUAGCGAAGCAAUUGGUCGAGGUGUCCAUGAGCAAACUGGCGCAGGCUCUGAAGACUUCUGGCGCCAAGGACAUUUCGGGGACCUGCGAUCAGGCCCCUUCCACCCCUCCUGCAACCGACGCUUUCUACAGCGCUUUGCGACAAGAAGUCGGCUCUUGGUCUAACGUGGAAUGGAACACCGAAAAGAAGCAGGUUGUGCCGCAACUGGAGUUCUCUCUGACAGCAAUCAACAGUUCCAGCAAGACGGAAAUCGGCAGCUGGAGCACGCUCGGCAAGUUGGAUUUAAAUCCCGACUAUAAGAACUCGCCCAUUCGAAGGUUUUUUAAGAUAGGCGCUGUUCUGGCCCACCCGUGGCUCUACAAGAAAGAGGGUGGGUUGCCAGACGAAUUCGAAGGCUACUGCAUGUCUCUGACCAAGCGUCUGGCCGGCAGCAUGGAGUUCGACUUCCAGUUCGUUCUCCCGGAGGAUGGGCAGUACGGCGCCAGGCAAAAGAAUGGGUCCUGGAAUGGUCUCGUGGGAGACCUGGCCAAAGGGCUGACAGACAUCAUCGUGGCACCACUCACGAUGACGUCAGAGAGGGAGGAAGUGAUCGACUUCGUGGCGCCAUACUUCGACCAAUCUGGAAUUUCAAUAGUCAUCCGGAAGAGCCAGCGAGAAGAAAGCCUGUUCAAAUUCAUGACGGUCCUGAAGGCAGAAGUUUGGGUGAGCAUCGUGGCUGCCCUUGUUGUCACUGGGGUCAUGAUAUGGCUCCUGGACAGGUACUCCCCAUACUCGGCGCAGAAUAAUGCUGCCCUGUAUCCCGCCAACUGCAGGAAGUUCACCCUGAAAGAGAGCUUCUGGUUUGCCCUGACUUCCUUCACGCCCCAGGGAGGUGGCGAAGCACCAAAGGCGCUGAGUGGCAGGACGCUCGUCGCAGCUUACUGGCUAUUCGUGGUUCUCAUGUUGGCUACGUUCACCGCCAAUCUCGCCGCCUUCUUGACUGUUGAACGUAUGCAGACGCCAGUGAGUUCCUUGCAAGAAUUGGCUGGCCAGAGCAAGAUCAACUAUACGGUCCUCCAGUCCACGUCUACGGAACAGUACUUCACCAAUAUGGCGGCGGCAGAAGAAGAACUCUAUCGGGUAUGGAAAGAGCUGACCCUGAACAGCACGAGCGACCAGAGUAAGUACAGAGUAUGGGAUUAUCCCAUUAAGGAGCAGUACACUCACAUCCUGAAGGUCAUAGACGAGACGGGACCUGUGGCCACAGCCGAGGACGGAUUCAAAAAGGUCCUGGACAACGAAAAGGGUCAGUUUGCCUUCAUCCACGAUGCUUCAGAGAUCCGCUACAAAGUCUAUCACAGUUGCCUGCUGACGGAAGUUGGAGAGGCCUUUGCCGAACAGCCUUACGCCAUUGCAGUGCAACAAGGAAGCCAUCUGCAAGAUGAAAUCAGUAGGGCAAUCCUGGAGCUGCAGAAGGAGCGCUACUUCGAGGUGCUGUCGGCUGAGUUCUGGAAUGCUUCGGCCCGCAGUGCUUGCCCCAACGAGAAUGACUCCGAGGGCAUCACUCUUCAGAGUUUGGGCGGAGUCUUCAUAGCGACAUUGAUCGGCCUAGCACUGGCAAUGAUAGCGCUGGCCAUUGAGGUCCUGUAUUACAAGCGAGGUCAGCCCAAGGUCAACAGCGGCAACCCCAAACUAUCCAUGAAGAUGAACGGGGACAAGCGAGGAGUCAUCGAUGUCGUUCCUGUUUAUCACUGAGGAAUUCGUCUGAGAAAUCUCCGAUGUUUAUGUUAAAUUGACUCUUCGUGUCUGCUGUGGUUAUUAUAUAUCUUGGUUUGCUGUGAUGCUUUCAGCUCGGCGUACGCGAUGCUAUUCCUCCUCGAGAUACUCUUUAAAUUACUGAUGAGAAAACACUAAAAGACAAUUGUAAAAUACAAGAAGCAACUCAUUUAGAAAACGUACAAGGGCCCGCCAGAGAGGGACUCAUCCCUGUGGAAGGCUGUACUUCAAACCAAACAAAUGAACAUCCCGCUUGAAAGGCGUCCGCAGGACAGCUUGCGAGAAUAUGUUUAAACUUAUUAUAAACAGAGUGCAAGAAUGUGUGUAGAUAUUUCAGUAAUCACCUGUAGCCUUUAAACUCGCUCUGAAUUUGUUCGAUUCUAUUUGCAAGUUUAAAUUCGCAUGCUACAACCGUGCACAUGGUGCAGUUUCUCGCGCGAGUUCCCGCCAGAGCAGUAAACCGAACUAGAUAGACUCAGAGCAUUGCAUCGCGUACACCCAGCUUUACGACAGAAAACUUGCUCCUUUUCGGUUCGGGUUCUAGUUACUAUGUGUUAUUCUCUGCUUCUUACUUUUCUUCUUUUCGUUUCAUCUCCUUUUAUGGUUUACUUUCUGUGUGUUAGGUUUGCAAUGACACAACGUCCUGGAGACUGGACUUUAUUACAGGAUACUCGGGAGCCAACUGACUCGCAACAGCGUAUACAGAAUUGCCAAUAACGGAUGCAUGCUCGGCAGCGCAUGGCCGAAGAACAUAUCGUACAUCCCCCCCUCAAGAAUAUACUUAUACAUGGCAAAAAUAAAAAGGGGAAAAAUACAAAACAUAUCGUACAUCCCCCCUCAAGAACAUUCUUAUACAUGACAAAAAAAAUAAAAGGGAAAAAUGCCCUUAGAUCAAUGAGACAAGAGAAGAAACAAAAAAUUAAAGCUAACUUCUCGAUGCAUACACAAAAACGAAAUAAAAUACAUAAAUUCUCUGAAAAGAAAUAUCAAUUCCUGAUGCAAUUGCAUACAAAAGGUAAUAACAUCACUCUACAAAGUCUUUGAGCCACUUGGGUUUACCAGCGGCUCUUCUGGGCCUAUCAACGACGUUGGGCUCCUGUGUGGUGCGUGUCCCCUGUUCUGUCGGGGUAUGGUUUGCGGAGGACUCGUGCUGGGACAUGGGCGUGCCAGAGGGCGGAGCGAUGACUCUCAGGUGUCGUCUGUUUCUUUUUGACAGCCUGCCGCUCCCGUUAAGCUUGACGGUGUACUGACGA